CAAAAAUGAUUGGAGGACACAGGUGCCACGUGCACUAAAUGCACUUUGACCAAAUCUUGACUCCCAACUUAAACCUCGUAAUUUGUUUUUAACGUCUAUACUUGUACUUGCACACUUCACUGACCUCCCUUUUUAAAAGAUACGGUGCUGUGCUGUAGGCCUAACAAGAAAAGGACAACAUGGCCCUGAGCGGCUUUGACAUAGACGCCCCGCGAUGGGAUCAGUCCACCUUCAUGGGGCGAAUCAAGCAUUUCUUCAAUAUCACUGACAGCAGGACAGCACUGCUGCCCGACUCCAGGCUGGAUGAGGCCAAGGUGCUCGUGGAGAGCUGCAGAGCUGGGUCCAUUCCCCCCGGUACGACAGAAGAACAGCUGUUUUAUGCCAAGAAGCUUUACGACUCUGCCUUCCAUCCAGACACGGGUGAUAGAAUGAACCUGAUUGGUCGGAUGUCUUUCCAGGUGCCUGGAGGCAUGGCUAUUACAGGAGCCAUGUUGCAGUUCUACAGGUCAGUCCCAGCGGUGGUGUUCUGGCAGUGGGUGAACCAGUCCUUCAACGCCUUGGCCAACUACACCAACCGCAACGGCGCCUCUCCAAUCACAUCAAAACAGAUUGGAGUUGCAUAUUUCACAGCCACCAGCACAGCUCUGAUCACUGCAGUGGGCCUCAACCUUUACACUAAGAAAGCACCCCCCCUGGUGGCGCGAUGGGUGCCCUUCGCUGCUGUGGCUUCAGCUAACUGUGUGAACAUCCCCAUGAUGAGACAACAGGAGAUCCUCAAUGGCAUUGCUGUCACUGAUGAGAAUGGGAACAAGCUGGGACAUUCAAGGAAAGCGGCAGCGAAGGGAAUCACACAAGUGGUGAUCUCUCGUGUCACCAUGGCAGCACCAGGCAUGAUCAUCCUGCCCAUAAUCAUGCAGAGGCUGGAGAAGUACAGGUUCAUGCAGAAAAUCACCUUCCUCCAUUGCCCACUGCAAGUCAUGAUGGUUGGAAUGUUCCUUGUAUUUAUGGUUCCCGCCGCCUGCUCCCUGUUCCCUCAGCAAUGUUCCAUAGCCGUGUCUAAGCUGGAGCCAGAGCUGAGGGAGUCCAUCGCCUCAAAGUACGGAGACAAGAUCCAGUGUGUGUACUUCAACAAGGGCCUCUGAGCUGCCACCCACUCCCAGGCUCAGCAGGCCCAGAGGCCGAGCUGAGCCCACGCCCACUGAGGCAUUCUGGGACUCUGAGGAAGCUGUGUAGCCAUAGGCCAAUCACAAGCCUUCCAGAUAAGAGUUCUGUUAAUGGAAGGUGGAGAAAAUGUGGUGGUGCAUACGCACACACACACACACACACACACACACACUGCUUUUAUUUUUUAAAUCUGUGAUAUGACCGUGGUUUUGUGGGACAAGGUUGUCAAGUUAUGUCU
Clupea harengus (Atlantic herring) is the source of this 1402-nucleotide messenger RNA. It is a transcript of the gene sfxn2, whose product is annotated as sideroflexin 2. Lineage: Eukaryota; Metazoa; Chordata; Actinopteri; Clupeiformes; Clupeidae. The record is from RefSeq and is a predicted model, not a curated record. Gene Ontology annotation, biological process: serine import into mitochondrion; monoatomic ion transport. Gene Ontology annotation, cellular component: mitochondrial inner membrane. Gene Ontology annotation, molecular function: monoatomic ion transmembrane transporter activity.